CCAGUCUGUCAGAAAUCACGCUACAGAAAAACACUGCAUGUCAUGAGACUUAAUCAAAGCACAUUGGCUCCACUAUGGUCUUCUUUUUCCAACAAAAAAAAUUCAAUGUUGGUCUUAAAGAAACAGUGGCAGGGAAAUGAACAUAUAUAUCAUGUUGCCAUACGGUAGCACCGUGUCGAAGAGGAUUAUUAUCAAUCUAAUACAAUAACUUUUGCAUUACUAAUUAGUAUCCAAAGAUUGUAACGAUUUUGCUGCUUAAUAUUUUUGUGGAACAUUUUUCCUCAGGAUUUAGCGAUUAUAAAUGUUGAUUAAACAUGUCUUUUUAGAAUAAAACAAUAACAAAAAAACUUUAUAAAAACUCCAGUCUUUUAAACAAGUAAAUGUCUUCAAAUGAACAAUGUUUUAUUGUCUGAGAAUCCAGGUGACAAUGAAGUUUGAUAAUAUUCUGGAUGAGACAGAUGGCUUUGGCCGAUACCAGAUUGCACUUGUUAUGCUGCUGUUCAUACCUCGCAUCACAAUUCCGUGUCACUUCCUACUGAACAACUUCAUCGCUGCCAUCCCGUCUCAUCACUGCGACAUCAGCUCUCUGGAUGCCGACGGGCUCGGGAAUCUGACUCAGAAGGAGAGACUGAUUGUAAGUGUUCCAGCACAAGAAGAUGGGACUCCUGCUUCCUGUCACAUGUUCGCACAUCCUCAGUUUCAAUUGCUGAUAAACUCGUCCAGCAGCUCAGCUCUUCCAGUAGUGGAGUGUCAGAAUGGAUGGCACUUUGAUAACAGCACCUUCAUCAGCACUCUCGCCACACAGUUUGAUUUAGUUUGUGACAAGAGGGGACUGGCCAAAGCAUCAGCCACCAUAUUUUUUGUGGGUGUCAUGUGUGGAGCUGUGUUCUUUGGAGUGCUCUGUGAUAAGUAUGGUCGGAGGAGCAUGUUGCUGGUGUCUUAUGUGUUUUCCAUAGUGUUCAGUGUUACCAGCGCUUUCUCAAGCUCUUACAUCAUGUUUGCUGCCUUUCGCUUCCUAACCGGUUUAGCACUGACAGGAAUCAGCAACAUAUCAGUGGUACUCAGUAUUGAGUGGGUGGACACUAAGCACCGCACAUUUAUGGGUCUGUUCGGCAGUAUGUCCUGGAGUAUAGGCAACAUGCUUCUGGCUGGUUUUGCUUUUAUGGUCACUGAUUGGAGGCUGCUGAUUGUUAUUGUCACUGCUCCUCUUUUUCUUGCUACAGCCACCUGGUGGUGGAUCCCUGAUUCAGCACGGUGGCUAAUAGCCAAUGGAAAGACAGAAACAGCAUACAAGUAUCUGCACAAAUGUGCCACUUUUAACCAGAGACUAGACUUCACAUCAAGAGUCAAGCCAGAGACUCUGUCCACUGUAGUGACUGUGGAUCACCGCGGUCACAGUUACACUUACUUAGACCUAGUAAAAACUCCACAGCUGAGGAAACUCACACUCUUCACAGGAAUAGUGUGGUAUGGAGUUGCUUCUACAUACUACGGCAUCAGCUUAAACAUCACAGGCUUUGGGCUUGAUCCCUACCUGACACACUUCAUUUAUGCUGCCAUAGAGGUGCCAGCGAAAAUCCUCGUCUACUUCAGCCUCAACAAGGUGGGCCGCAGGAACACUCAGACUGGGACACUGGUGCUCACAGGAUUCUGCAUACUCAUCAACAUCAUCACACCUACAGAAUACUGGACAUUUCGGACUGUAAUUGCAGUGUUAGGGAAAGGACUAUCAGAGGCUUCAUUUACGACGGUGAUUUUGUACACCACUGAGCUCUAUCCUACAGUCAUGAGGCAGAAUGGUCUUGGCUUCACCAAUUUCAUGGCACGUAUGGGAGCAUCCAUUUCUCCUCUUAUUAUGCUCCUAGAAGACAUUUGGAAGCUCCUCCCUGAGGUUAUUUUUUGCUCGAUGGCUAUUUUUUGUGGUAUCAUAGCAUUGCUUCUUCCUGAAACCAACAAUGCAAGUCUGCCAGAAACUGUAGAAGAUAUUGAGGACAUGAGAAAGAAACCUGUCUAUUUCACAACAGCGGAUCAAAGUGCCAUGCCUUUAAAGUUGCCCCUCACAGCAGACACAACACAAUAAUCUGAUACAGACAAGCUGUCAUUUGCUCAUAAGCUGUACUUGACAUCAAUAAUCAAUAAAAUUAAUGAUAGUACAGACUGUCUUACUUGCUUUCUUACCUGUAGGAUUAAAGAAAUGUCAUCAGUGCAACUUUUAAAAAUAAAUAAAUCUGCUUCUCCUUGA
Messenger RNA from Danio rerio (zebrafish), 2242 nucleotides. The record is from RefSeq and is a predicted model, not a curated record. NCBI's taxonomy places the organism in Eukaryota, Metazoa, Chordata, Actinopteri, Cypriniformes, Danionidae.